Bombyx mori (domestic silkworm) is the source of this 3769-nucleotide messenger RNA. RefSeq names its product neuronal synaptobrevin. Gene Ontology annotation, cellular component: SNARE complex; plasma membrane. The record is from RefSeq and is a predicted model, not a curated record. Gene Ontology annotation, biological process: vesicle-mediated transport; vesicle fusion. The transcript has 7 exons. Bases 135 to 590 code for a protein of 151 amino acids. Gene Ontology annotation, molecular function: SNAP receptor activity; syntaxin binding. NCBI's taxonomy places the organism in Eukaryota, Metazoa, Arthropoda, Insecta, Lepidoptera, Bombycidae.
CCGGCUUCAGUUUUCUGUUGCCGCAGAACGGGCGUGUCGGAAAAUAGCUCAGUGCUGCUAUAUUAACUAUAUUAGAAAUACUUUAAGUCAAGUAUACAAAUAAUUUACCUCGAACUUAGUGUGAGACAAGGAAAAUGGCAGCAGAAGGUGGCAAUCCAGGUGGUCUGGCACCAGCAGAGCCCCAGACAGGUCCUGAUGGAGAGAUUAUUGGAGGACCUCGUACACCUCAGCAGAUUGCUGCUCAGAGGAGGCUUCAGCAGACACAAGCACAAGUUGAUGAGGUGGUGGAUAUUAUGAAGUCGAAUGUAGAUAAAGUUUUGGACAGGGACGCGAAGUUAUCAGAAUUGGACUACAGGGCAGAUGCUCUUCAGGAAGGGGCAUCGCAGUUUGAGAGACAAGCUAAGAGUCUGAAAAACAAAUUUUGGUUACAGAAUCUAAAGAUGAUAAUAAUAAUGGGUGUGAUUGGUGUUAUUAUCAUAGGGCUGCUAUUCGUUCGAUACCGAGGUACUGGUUCGUCUUCGGAGGUAACUCCGACGGCCCCGGCUGUCGUGGAUGCCAAUAAUACUGUCGCAGCUGGCACUAAACACUGAAAGUACAUGUAAUGACUUAUUCAUCGCAUCUUUUGGGUUCCACUUCAAAUGGGAAGCAGUCAUCAAUGCAAUUAUUAUUUUUAAAAAAAUGUGAUUAUAUAUGCGUUAACCAAGGAAAUGUCUAUAAAAUUUGAUGUAAAAAUGAUAAGAAUGUAUGUUUGAUAAACAUUUUAAAAGGAAUGUAACACAAUUUUAUUCCAGGAGUGCUCUAUAAACAACGAUUACAAACCGUUGAUAAUGCUGUAAUAUCUUAACUAGUUUUGAAGAGUCUGUCAAAAUUUUGACUGUCAUUUGCAAUUAAAAACGUGUGAAGUAAAUUGAAGCUAUAAUUUGUUUAUCAUACUGUAGAAAAUUUGACUAAAUAUAUCUUCUUUGAGAAAACAGAACCGAAACAAAACGGAUUCGUAUUUACUUUAUACAACAACAAAAAAAAAACACGCAUACAAGAAGACAGAUAGAAUUUAAAAACUUAAACGAUAAUGUGAUGAAAACGAUCUUCCAAAUGUAGUGGAAUCUGUGCGAUACAAUAUUGUAGACGUUGUAACUAUUAAUGAUAUAAAGAAUACAGGUUCAUAUAUAAAACCUGAAAUUGUUUUGUGUAGCUUUAUCUACCCUUAUAAUGUACCCAAAUAUUUAAUAGUUAAACACCAAAAUUAACAGCGAAGGUAAAUUAUAAUUAAGUAGUACCACACCCAGGUGUUAUUGAAAAUAGACAUAGGGAAAUAUCUGAAAGUCAUAUUAACGGAAAAUGUGAUUUUGUUUGUUUAGAAAUAAGUUAAAUGGAAGGAGAGAGAAAUUUAUCCAGUUAAACAACUUUUAAGGUAUAAUGGUUGUAGAACUCAAAUUUCUGAUUACAAUUUAUAUUUUUCGAUAAAUUGAACGGGCCUAAGCGCAACUUGGAUGUUCCUUUACAAUUAGUAUAUUCAGCACAGUCUUUUAUUUCCUUACAAACUCUAUAGUGCUCUUAACACGAUAAAGCAUGAGGAUUGAACAACUUUGUGAAUUGUUUAAGUGAGUAAUUUAAAUGAAAUGAAAUAUACCCAGGCCUUAUGGAAUGUUUAUGAAGUUGUAUCUCAAACUUAGACGGAAUGUUGCUAAAAUUGUAACUGAUAUUUCAUACCUGGGUGGGGUAAAUGCCCCAAUGAAGGCAAGGUUUAAUUAACAAAACAAGAAACUUACGUCUCCUGUUUAAGGUUUUAGUGCAUUGAUUUAAAAAUUAGUGCUUUUAUUGUAGUAGGUGUUGAAAUAUAUUUAAAUGUAAGAACAAUUUUUGGCGGAUACUUAUUUUGUAUUCAGAGUUUAAAAGCUGUCAUACUUUUAGCGUCUUAACAAGUCAAUUGCAACUGUGCAAAAAAUUUAUGAUUUUGCUAAAAUAUAGUCAAUUAUCUAUAAUAAUAUAUGGAAUAUAUCUUCGAUCUUAAUAGGUGCUUAUGUAUCUACAAAAUAAAAUGUCUUAGUAUUUUUUUAGGUUUUACAAAUAACAGAAGUGAAUGAAAUAACUUUACAGUUUGCUGUCAUCUGAAUUUUACCUAUUUACAGUAAAAUUUAAAACAUCGAGUAAAACGAAUCUUUUUUUUUUAACUAAUCUCACUGUAUUACUUUCUGUUUUGGCAACAUGAAAUGUUUCGGUUACAAAAUUGCUUGAAAAAUUUGUAGCAACAUUUCAAUACUUAACAAAAAAACAUUUUCUAAUAGUAUUUCGUACAUAUGAACCGUAAACCGUAAAGUUUUAAUGAUCUUGAAUAUUUUAUUGACUAAGAAUACAAAGUGGUGCCAUUGACAAUAUUAGUUUGUUAUUUAAAACGUGUGUGAUACUUGAUAAUUAUUCGAAUUUCAAGGGUCGAAACAUUUAAAAUGUGCGUUCUCAAAGCUGGCAUUCUGUAAACGAACGUUCCCGAUUACCUUAAACCAAUUCGUUCUAUUUGUUGUCACUCAAAGGUAAAAUAAAAUAAAAAUAAAAAACUUCAGAUGUGUCAAGGGACACCCGGAUGGAACGAAGUUUCUUUCGAUUAAUUAGUGAAGGAAUUGUAAUUUUUUUUUUAAGUUAUAAUAAUAAAUUACGGCAUUAUGAAGAAGAAAAAAACAAUACUAUGAACUAAAUUACUAUUGUUGAAACGCUAUCUCGAGAAACUGUACUCAUUACGCGGACCAAUCGGAUACGAGCAAUGUCACGCGAUAAGCGCCUACACGUUGAUUGGUCAGAAUGACGGAUCUAAAAAGUGUCGUGACAACUUUUCGUAAGAUUUUUUACCGUCUAGCCCCCUUUCACAACGCGCGAUAAGGAACUUCGUUCCAAAAGUGCGUGCGUACAAAAAAGUGCGUGCGUACAAAAUACACAUGUCAGAAGUGAAACUUUUUUGGGGAACUAAUUUAUAAGUCUUGCUUAUAUUUAUACAAAUCUAAAACCUUAGAUUUCCGAGACUUAGAGGAAGGGAAAAAGGAAGUUAAGUUCCCGCCAAAAGUCUGUCAAAUGUCAAUCUCAAACCUCAGUGUUGACAGUCACAUUAUGUUUAGAUUUCUAAAUUGUAAAUGACUAAUAUUUUGCCAAUUGAAUUGACUAAUUUAAUUUCAUGCUAUUUGAUUAAUGUUCCAAAUUCUUUUCAUUUUAUUUCAAUUCCUAUUAAUAUUUUUCACAAAAAAAUAUAAAAAAAUAUUAGGCUGUAUGGUAUGAUACAUUUGCCUUUCCAGUUGGAAAAAUACAACAACUACUACUACUGACAUUUGACAAGUACUUAAUUUCAAUAGUAGUUUGAUGUCACUUCUGUUGCAUACCUGCGUGACGUUCUGUAAAAAUUUUACCCUCAUGCGCCUAAAGAAGUUUCACUUCAAUAAUAAAAUCAGAUAAAAGAUAAAAGGACGAUGUUGUUCUCUCUAGAGUGACUUGUCUUCGUCCUAUAAACAUCUAUUACGUUUGUUACUAUCGAAAAAUGAAAAUUUUAAAGAGGCAUGUCACACUUUACAUUGUAUAAUAAAUAAAAACAGCGCUCUCGUCUAGUUUUCUCUUCACGAGAAUUCCGCUAACAGAUGCUCAGACAUGUUCAGAGUUGAUGCUUAUAGUCGAAUGUUAAUUUCCGACAAAUGCUUGUCGCGAAGACGAAACUUAAUCUACUUUAAAUUAAAUUAUAAAGUGUAUGAACAUUAUCUGUAUUGUUUGAUUCUUAUUAAAAGUUUUAAAAUUA